This is a messenger RNA of Ochotona curzoniae (black-lipped pika), 1400 nucleotides long. RefSeq names its product nmrA-like family domain-containing protein 1. NCBI's taxonomy places the organism in Eukaryota, Metazoa, Chordata, Mammalia, Lagomorpha, Ochotonidae. The coding region runs from base 52 to 951 and encodes 299 amino acids. The record is from RefSeq and is a predicted model, not a curated record. The transcript has 5 exons.
UAUUGCUGCUGAUGUUGUUCUACUGAGGAAAGCUCUUCUUGGUCCAGAAACAUGGCCAGCAAGAAAGUGAUUGCUGUGUUUGGAGCAACAGGUGCUCAGGGGGGCCCUGUGGUCAGGGCACUUUUGGAUGCCAAACAUUUUGCAGUGAGGGCAUUGACCAGAGACGUGACUAAACCCAGUGCCCUGGCGCUCAAGGAUCUUGGUGCUGAGGUGGUGAAAUGUGAUCUGGAUGAUGAAGCAUCUUUAGUGGCAGCUUUAAAAGGUGUCUAUGGAGCCUUCCUGGUGACCAACUUUUGGGAAUAUCUCGACCAAGAGAGGGAAGUGCGUCAGGGGAAGCUGAUGGCAGAUGUGGCCAAGCGCCUUGGUCUGAAGCAUGUGGUGUUCAGCAGCCUGGAGUACAUCCAUAAGCUAUCCGGGGGAAAAUUGACCGUGCCCCACUUUGAUGGCAAAGGAAUAAUGGAGGAAUACUUCAGGUCCAUUGGAGUCCCCAUGACCAGCGUCCGCGUGCCAUCUUACUUUGAGAAUUUUCAUGGUGGUUUGAAACCUGCCAAAGCCUCUGAUGGAGAUUACUACACCUUGGCGCUGCCCAUGGGGGAUAAACCACUGCCUGGCAUCUCCGUUGCUGACAUUGGAGUCAUCGUCUCUAACAUCUUUAAUUCCCCAGAGGAGUUCAUCGGCAAGGCCAUGAACCUCGGUGCAGAAGCACUAACAAUGCAGCAAUAUGCUGAGAUUUUAUCCAAGGGUUUGGGGAAAGAUAUCCGAGAUUCAAAGAUCACUCCAGAAGCUUACGAGAAGCUGAACAUCCCUCAAGCGAAGGGGAUAGCCAACAUGUGUCGUUACUGGCAGAAGAACCCAGAACGCGAUGUCGAGCUCACCUACCGACUAAACCCCAAAGUCAGAAGCUUCCAACAGUUUGUCUCUGAGAGCGUGAAGGCCUUCAAGGACAUCUAGAAGACCCGCUGUUCGCCUGGGUUCCCCAUCCAUUCUGCAUUCUCUCCUACACUGUUCCUCUCCAUCUCCACACAACAGAAAGCUUACAAUACCAUCAUCUGUAAAAUCUGUAGCCCUCCCUGUGGUAGGAAAUGCUGCACUAGAGACCUGGGACAGUGAUUUGACUCAAGAAGUUUUCAGCCAUUGAUAUGUUCAUCUGUUAGGGGACACAGGAAGCCUCAAACCGAUGUCACCUUUUGUAGCUCUCUGUCCCUCUAUGUCUCUCUCUCUAGCCCAGUGAUCAGUCACUUCCCAAGGCUCUGGUUUGGGAGGAUGCUGGAGCUCCUUCCUAACACAACAUGAACCCACUCAUCAGCUUUCUUCUGUGGGAGUGAGUUCAAGACCCAGGGAGCUCCUUUUUCUCAGUUAACUUAUCAUUUGAAUCUUUACAAAAAUAAACAUUGAUGUGG